GUUAUCAUUAAGAGUGUGGCUUAUCUUCCAAAGAAUACUUUUGCCAUUUAGUUCCCAAGUGGACGGGACUCCACGAGACCGCGUAUUUGUGCGGGGUUAUUGAAGUUCUCGAAGUUAUUGGUGUUGGAGACAAGAUGGAUAGGCCUAGCACUAGCCGGCAGUCUGUUGAGAAAGUGGAAAUGUUUGAGGUUCGGGAGCAUGUGCCGUACCAAGCUGAAUUAACACGAGCUCCAGCAGCCUAUGAUGAGGAAAGUGGCGAUGUGUAUGACUCCUCGUGGACGUCCGCCUUCCGUGCCAUGUGCCAGCUCAUCAACCUCCUCCACCACAUGCAGGUCGCGAUAAUUGUCUUCUGUUUGUGGCACUUCGCUCUGACCGCAGAAGCUAAUGGAAGCAUCAGUAACUUGGAACUCCAUAUCAUUUUUGCUGGAACUGGCUACCAACUGUUCCUGGUAGAAGCAAUAUUGACCCUGCACAGACACAAUUCCUGGUCAUUCCAACUGUCGAAAGAUGGUAAACGGAUCGUCCACGGAUGCUUGCAGCUGAUUGGAUCGUUAUUUGUGAUCGCUGGCACAUUCCUUGGACUGGCUAGAGUUGAUAUGGUUGUGUCAACACCACAUGGAAUUUGCGGUGUCAUCGCGUUAGCAUUCACCCUCUUGAGUUUCGUCUCAGGCAUCAUAGCACUAUUUUCAGCUAAAGUCCGGUUAAUGGUCAGGAGUGGGCCCGUCAAGAUCAUACAUUUAGCAGUGGGCCUCUUUGCUGUUUCCAUGGGCCUUAUAACUAUAGUUCUGGGAUUCCAUAUGGACUUCUACGCUGCUUCACGAGAAGGUCUAUCAUCAGCCCUCAUAGUAUUUACUUUAUUAAUAUUAGUUUACAUCAUGAUCCAGCCUAUUUACGACUUGGUGACAAAUACAAGAAAAGCUAUGUGACUAAUGAAAAUACAGGGCUCUCCAGAUGAUGAUAGUAAUGCGUAGUGUAAACUUAUUUUUAAGCCAAAAUGACGAGCCUAUAGUGCUGCCAUAUUAUCUAUUUUAGUGUAUAAAAUUGGAACUAAAUACAAACGAAUUAAAAAAAUAAAAACCACAAAUAUAAAAGGGACACCAU
Molecule: messenger RNA, 1101 nt
Organism: Spodoptera exigua (beet armyworm)
Lineage: Eukaryota; Metazoa; Arthropoda; Insecta; Lepidoptera; Noctuidae
Source: the annotation of a GenBank genome assembly